This is a messenger RNA of Dermacentor andersoni, 435 nucleotides long. NCBI's taxonomy places the organism in Eukaryota, Metazoa, Arthropoda, Arachnida, Ixodida, Ixodidae. The record is from the annotation of a RefSeq genome assembly.
AUUAAAAUAAUUAUUUUUUNAAGAAUUUUAUUUAUAUUAAUGACCCAUCCAAUUCUUAUAUUAAUUUCAUUAAUUUUAUUAACAUUAUUUUUAGCUAUAACAUUUUACUUUUNUUUUCAAAUAUCAUUAAUUUCUCUUCUCAUAGUUUUAAUAAUUCUAGGGGGAAUACUAAUUAUUUUUAUAUAUAUAAUUAGAUUAUGCCCCAACCAAAAANUAAAUCUUAAUAAUAAAUUUAUUUUAAUUUCAAUUUUAUUAUCAAUUCCUAUUUCAAUUCCAUUAAUUAAAAUAAAUUUAGAAAUUUUNCAAAUUAAUAAAAUUUAUAAUAUACUUUUUACUAACAUAUUAAUUUUAAUAAUAAUUUUUUNAAUUAUCUCUUUAAUGGUAAUUUCAAAAAAUUUAAAUUGAAUUAACUGCCCAAUUAAAAANUAUAUUUAA